AGAACCCGAUCCACUGCUAUUACGUAACAGCCGGUGACAUAACUUUCUCCAGCCUGGGACGGUCAGGGCGCACGGAGCGCACGGAGGAGGACGGGGAGCCGGGCGCACGGCCGCGGUCCAGCUGCACUCUCUCCUGUCCUGAGCAAGAUGAUUUGAUUGGCGAGUUGUGGGGCCCGCUGUGAGGGAGAGGAGGAGGCGAGAUGGCUGUGCAUGUUUUCAAAUGCCUGCGCCGACCAGGGCGCUAGAACAACAGGAGGAGAGUGAUGGAGUAUGAGGAGAAUGACGCGCCUGCUGCUGACACCCCCAUCAAAAGAGCAGGCAUUGGGCCCAAGAAGACUCAUUUGACCCAGAUUGAAGUCAUCCCGUGCAAGAUCUGUGGUGAUAAAUCCUCUGGAGUGCAUUAUGGUGUCAUCACCUGUGAGGGCUGCAAGGGAUUUUUCAGGCGCAGCCAACUUCCUACUGUGUCCUACUCCUGCUCAAGGCAGAGCAACUGUCAAAUCGACCGGGCGAGCCGCAACCGCUGCCAACACUGCCGCCUCCAGAAGUGUUUGGCUCAGGGCAUGAGCAGAGAUGCGGUGAAGUUUGGACGGAUGUCUAAACGUCAGCGGGACUCUCUGAUCGCUGAGGUGGAGAGACACCGACAACAGCAGCAGCAGCAACAACAACAGCAGCAGCAGCAGCAGCUCCACGGUGAUGCCCACUCCAUCUUAGCCUACCCCAGCAAGGCCCGGCAAGACCGUUCCCCUCAGCUUAUUCAGCCAGUGCCUUCGGCCUACUCCUACAGCGGGGAGCCUGACCUUCUGUCCUACACCUCUGAUGUUCAUCCAUACCUUUUGUGCUCCUCGAGUGAGUCGCCGGUGGCAGGCGUGGUUUACAGCAUCUCUCCCACAUCGAGAUCUCAGGGGAGGGGGGACAGCAUGGGGCAUGCUGAUGGAAGAGGAUUUGAUUCAAGGCAACCACCUCAUGAUCUAAUGGGGAUUCAUCCCUACAGCCUUCUGGAGGAUCCUUACCGCCUGUAUCCUCACUCUGUGCGGAGCAUAGAUGAACUGUGUGCCAGUAUCUUGCGCUCCCAUAAAGACACCAGCCAGUACAGAGUGGAGGAGCUGCAGGUUCUCAGGUGGAAAAUGUUCAGCAGGGAGGAGAUCCAAGCCUACCAGAGCAAAUCUGUGGAUGAAAUGUGGCAGCACUGCGCCAUCCGACUCACUGAUGCCGUGCAAUAUGUGGUGGAGUUUGCAAAACAUAUUCCAGGAUUCCGUUUGCUUAGUCAAAACGAUCAGAUUGCUCUCCUCAAGACCGGUUCCAUGGAGGUGGUUCUGGUCAGGAUGAGCCGCUUCUUUAACACAGAGAACAACACCGUCUUCUUUGACGGGAAGUUUGCAGGAACCGAAGUGUUCAAGUCUUUAGCAUGUGGCGAUUUAAUUGCAGCAGUGUUUGACUUUGCUCACAGCAUGUGUGCGCUGAAGCUCACUGAACAGCAGGUGGCACUGUUCACUGCACUGGUACUGAUCAACGCAGAUCGGCCAUGCCUGGAGGACAGAAACAGGGUUCAGAGGGUGCAGCGAGGCAUGGAGUUAGGCCUCAUGCACAUUCUUCACCGAACCAACCAAGAAAAUCUAAUGCACAAGCUUUACCAGAGGAUGGCAGUGUUACAUUCACUGUGCAGUUUGCACAUGGAGAAGCUUCACUGGUUCAGUCAGCGUUACCCGCUCACUGUUCACUCGCUGUUUCCUCCCCUCUAUAAGGAGCUGUUUGCCUCUGAAACAGAAAUGCUGCCUGGGACCACACACUGAGUCACACCCUUGUUUAAAUCUCACCAUUGCUAACAGAAUCUGUUAAUCUAACCAUGUAAAUAAAUCACUGUUGUCAUAGUGUACUAAUGGUUGCUUAACUCCCAAAAUAAAUAAUGUCAAACCCGUCUUUUGUAAUUUGAAAGUCUUACACAAAAUUGUGUUCAUUCCAUGGCAGAUGCAUUUUGACCUCUUUGAUGAUGUGACUUUAGUUGCAGAUUAUGUUUUUAAUAAUUAUGGGUGUAAGACUGCAGGCCCUCGAAGAGCACCUUUAACUCACUAACGUAGAAGGAAAAAUACAACAGAGUUCACAUCUGGAUCACAAUCCAAACCAAAAUGUAACAAUUUUGGUGACUAACAGAGGCACCAGCACUUCCAAAUUAAGGCAAUAGCACAACUCCAGCAGAAAACUUUCAUCAAUUCAACAACAGGUAGUUGUAUCAACAAACAUUCUGCAAGUAAAAAAAAAAAAAAAAAAAAAAAAAAGGUUGGAAGCACAGAGCACAAACAAAUAUAACCCGCUGCACAUGUAACAGUUUAAUUCGAUAAUGUGCCUCUUGCAAUUUCGGCCAACACACCCAAAAACCCACAAACAUUGCAAAGCUCCACAACGCAACAGAAGUAUUCACAACACCGAGGUUCCUAAACGGAGGACUUUAACUGACGUCUACUCUUCAGUGCAUUGCAACUGAAAUAAAAAAAUAAUAAUAAUCUGGAAAAUAUAGCUAGCAUAAGAGUAAAAUCAUGUGUUGCAUAGCUUUGCAAAAUCUUUCUUAUGGGUGGAUACAAUGUGUGAACAUAUAACAGACACAUUAUCAAAGUAAAUUGUUGCAUGUACUGCAGCUUAUAUUGUUUGUAUUCUCUGUGUUUGCAAGCAUUUUUUUUUAAAUGUGUAAGACUUUUUUUUGGUGCAAAUAACUGUUGUUCAGUUGAUACUUUCAAUUUUUUUAUAUAUAUAUAUUUUUUUAUUUGUUUCCUACUUUUGAUGGUAUUUUCUUAUUUAUUUAUUAUUAUUUGGAAGUGUUGUGGCCCUUAUCGGCCAAUGUACAUACAGUAUAGGAGCUGCUGUGCACAUUAACAGUCUUUGGACUCCACAUCAGGUAGCAUAUACAAAAAUGAAACUUUUGUAGCAUAAUGCCACCCAAAGGGAUUGUAAAGCAUGAAGGUCCACAAACUAUGCAUGAUGAUGAAUGCAGUUCUUCGCUGCAGAGAUCACAUCCGUCCAGUUGCACUUACUGUUAACAAUGACCCUAAAUAUAAAUAAUUAUGUAUG
Thalassophryne amazonica is the source of this 3060-nucleotide messenger RNA. RefSeq names its product RAR-related orphan receptor C (gene rorc). Gene Ontology annotation, cellular component: nucleus. Bases 264 to 1790 code for a protein of 508 amino acids. The transcript has 13 exons. Gene Ontology annotation, biological process: regulation of transcription by RNA polymerase II. NCBI's taxonomy places the organism in Eukaryota, Metazoa, Chordata, Actinopteri, Batrachoidiformes, Batrachoididae. The record is from RefSeq and is a predicted model, not a curated record. Gene Ontology annotation, molecular function: nuclear receptor activity; RNA polymerase II cis-regulatory region sequence-specific DNA binding; zinc ion binding.